Molecule: messenger RNA, 2259 nt
Organism: Cryptomeria japonica (Japanese cedar)
Lineage: Eukaryota; Viridiplantae; Streptophyta; Pinopsida; Cupressales; Cupressaceae
Product: DEAD-box ATP-dependent RNA helicase 17
Exons: 10
Coding region: 219-1976 (585 amino acids)
Biological process (GO): ribosome biogenesis
Cellular component (GO): nucleus
Molecular function (GO): nucleic acid binding; RNA helicase activity; ATP binding
Source: RefSeq, a predicted model, not a curated record
ACCUAUGAUAUUUUGCUUGUUGAAGAUUAUAUAUCAAAUCUAUUUAAAGAGGAGCACUGUCGGUGAGUCCAGACUGUAAGCAAAAGCAACAUUUAUGGAGUUUCAGACUGUAAUAUUUAUUCUACGCUAUAGAAUACAUUUACAGGACUAAUGCCUUUAAAAGGUACUUAAAAUAGUUGAAUCAAACAGUGGAUCAUUUCGGUGAGCGACAAAUAAAAAUGGAAGGAGACGGAGAUGGAGUUUUCGCAGAUUGCUCCUUUGCAGAUUUGGGCCUCAACCCUAUUCUUUCUGAACAACUAGAAGGUAGAAUGGGCUUCAAAGUACCAACUCUCAUCCAGAAGCAGAGCAUUCCAAUCAUCCUUUCAGGAUGUGACGUACUUGUGAAUGCAGGAACUGGUACUGGCAAGACAAUUGUAUAUCUUGCACCUAUUAUUCACCACAUGCAAGCAUAUGUUCCUCGUAUCAAUCGCUCAGAUGGAACUUUUGCGUUGGUGCUUGUGCCAACACGGGAAUUGUGUAUGCAGGUUUAUGAAGUAUUGCAGAAAUUGUUGCACCGUUUCCAUUGGAUUGUUCCAGGAUAUAUAAUGGGUGGCGAGAACAGGUCAAAGGAGAAAGCAAGGUUGCGUAAAGGAAUAACUGUUCUAGUUGCUACUCCUGGACGGCUUUUGGAUCACUUAAAGCAUACUUCAUCUUUUGUUCAUAAUCGCCUUCGCUGGUUAGUCUGUGAUGAAGCAGACAGACUUCUGGACCUAGGAUUUGGUAAAGACAUAGCAGAGAUAUUGACCCUGUUGGAACCAGGGCAACUUGGAUAUGGGAAUGAGAAGACAGAUAACUAUGAUCCUUCUAAUGAUUUGUAUCGGCGUCAGAACUUGCUAUUGUCUGCAACUUUGAAUGACCAAGUUAAUAAUCUUGCAAAAAUUAGCUUAAAUGAUCCAGUUAACAUUGGGUUGGAAGAGAGUAGGUCUUUCCAUGGCGAGGUUGAAGCUUCCUCUGGUAGUACCACAGAUGUAGAAACAAAUAAAGGUGCUCACUUUGAUUCUAGUAAUUCAACAACGGAAUAUAAAUUUCCAGCUCAGUUAGUUCAAAGCUACAUGAAAGUACCUUGCGGUAUGAGGUUGGUAGUGUUGUUGGCUCUUUUACAAUCUCAAUACACAGCAGAACCUUCUUGCAAGGUGGUAGUGUUCUUCUCCACAUGUGAUGCGGUGGAUUUUCAUUAUGCUUUGAUAAGUGAAUUUCACUGGGUGUCAAAUUUUGGAGAGGGCUUGGAUGAAAAAGAGGGAAGUUUCAUAGGCUGCAAAACUUUUCGUCUACAUGGCAAUAUGGCACAAGAAGAUCGGAAACAAACUUUUCAUCAUUACAAUGUAGAAAAAUCUGCUAUUCUCUUAUGCACUGACGUGGCAGCAAGAGGCUUGGAUUUUCCAAAAGUGAGAUGCAUUAUACAGUAUGACUCUCCUGGUGAUGCCAGUGAAUAUGUGCACAGGGUUGGCAGAACAGCUCGUCUGGGCCAAAAGGGGGAAGCUAUAUUAUUUUUGCAGCCUAUUGAGUUGGAUUAUUUGAAAGAAUUACAGAAACAUGGUGUUCCUUUGAAUGAGCUUUCGGUUAAAAAGAUUCUAGAUCACAUUCAGGUGAAUGGAAUAGUGAAAAAUCAUAAACAGGGAAAAUGGACUACACUUGAGAUGCAUCCUAGGGCAUUGUCUAUGCAGAAGGCCCUGGAAUCAUUCAUUAUGGCAGAGGUAAGCAUGAAACAGCUUGCAAAAGAUGCUUUCUGUUCUUUUGUACGUGCAUAUGCUGCUCAUCGAGGCGAUCUCAAAAGGAUAUUUCAGGUGAAGAAACUUCAUCUGGGCCAUGUUGCAAAGAGCUUUGGCCUUAAAGAGCAGCCAUCCUUGGUUGGAAGAUCAUUUAACAAGCAAAAUAAGAAGAGGGAGAGGAGUCAAAUGCAUAACAAAUGGUCAAAAAAGAAGAGGCGUGUUACAUGAGUUGGGUCUCUUAAUUUAUUACAGUUCAUUGUAUAAGAAAUGAAUUUUCAUUAGAGAAAGAGUGUAUUAUCAAAUCCAAUAGCACAUACUUUGAAAUUCAUUAAAAUGACGUUCCAGAAAUAAGAAAGCAUGUGUUCCCAAUUUGGACGAAAAUUAGCAUUUAAAAUGGCAUUCAUAUACAAUGUUUUCUUGUCAAAACCAUAUAGGCAGAGUACUUAAUUUUGGAUUAUAUUUCACUCAAAUGAUUAGUUAACCUCAUCCUUUUACUUGAAGUACGCUCCUA